Messenger RNA from Plasmodium inui San Antonio 1, 1062 nucleotides. RefSeq names its product phosphatidylserine decarboxylase. The record is from RefSeq and is a predicted model, not a curated record. Gene Ontology annotation, molecular function: phosphatidylserine decarboxylase activity. Gene Ontology annotation, biological process: phosphatidylethanolamine biosynthetic process. Bases 1 to 1062 code for a protein of 353 amino acids. The transcript has a single exon. Gene Ontology annotation, cellular component: mitochondrion. NCBI's taxonomy places the organism in Eukaryota, Apicomplexa, Aconoidasida, Haemosporida, Plasmodiidae.
AUGAAGAAGAAUGAGGGAGACAACAUCUUCCGCUUCUACAAGAACAAGUACGUGAUCACGGGGGUGACCAUCCUGUCCUUCCUCCUGAUGUUCCAAUACAAGUACCACGAAGUGCUGAUCCUACACGACAACAGUGAAAAUGCGGCACAAAGCAACAAGCUCUUUUGGGCACGACUGCUCUUCGGACGAACAAGGAGUCGCAUCACAGGUCAGAUAUUAAAAAUAGAAAUACCAAACACAUACAGAUUGUAUAUCUUUGACUUUUUAAUUAAAUACAUGCAUAUCAACAAGGAAGAAAUAAAAUACCCAAUUGAGUCAUAUAAAUCCAUUGGAGAGUUCUUUUCUCGUUACAUAAGAGAGGAAACAAGACCCAUCGGAGAUGUUAGUGAUUACUCCAUAGUCAGUCCAUGUGACAGUGUACUGAUGGAUUACGGAGAGUUGACAUCCGAUUAUCUUGAAAACAUUAAAGGAGUCAAAUUUAAGGUGAGCAGUUUUUUAGGAUCCAAUUUCCAGAAAAAGUACAACGACGAAAGUACCAAAUUUUUUUAUGCCAUUUUUUAUUUAAGUCCAAAAAAGUACCACCAUUUCCAUGCCCCUUUUAAUUUCAAAUACAAAAUUAGAAGACACAUAUCUGGAGAGUUGUUUCCAGUUUUUCAAGGUAUGUUUAAAAUCAUUAAUAAUCUCUUUAGUAUUAACGAGAGGGUUAUCCUCUCUGGAGAAUGGAAAGGUGGGAAUGUCUACUAUGGAGCUAUUAGUGCCUACAAUGUUGGCAAUAUAAAAAUCAUUAAUGAUGAAGAACUGGUGACGAAUAGUUUGAGAACUCAGUUAAGCUACAUGGGUGGAGAUAUCAACACGAAGAUUUUCGACUCAUAUAAAAAUCUCGAAGUUGGUGACGAAAUUGGGGAAUUCAAAAUGGGCUCAUCCAUUGUUGUCAUCUUUGAAAAUAAGAAGGACUUCUCUUGGAAUGUCAAGCCCAACCAGCCGGUCUCCGUGGGACAGAGGCUUGGCGGGGUUGGCGAGCCCGUCAAGGAGAAAAACAGGUUCAUCAAAAUUAGGAGUUGA